AUGGAGGCUCACCGACGGUCUAACAUCAGGGAUAUGAAUACUCGACUCAGGGAGGUUCAGGAACAGUUGGAGGCCGAGAUAAGGCGUGGGGAGGCAGUUACUCAAGCCUUGCGUGCUAGAAGGGAGCGUUCUAUCGAGGAGAUGAACUAUGAUCAACUCGGGAAGCUCAAAGGGUCUCUCGAGAUUGUGAAGGCCACAAUUGCCCAAAACAUGUCGGAGACUUCCAACCCGCUUGAUUUGUUUGCGGCUACUAACUCCUUUAAUAAUAAUGGCGGUGAAGUUAACUUGAUUGGGAGCUUCACUGUCAACCGUGCUCCUUCGCCACCUACUUUUAGUGGUCCAAAAUUCAAUGGCCCCUAA
Messenger RNA from Impatiens glandulifera, 360 nucleotides. RefSeq lists its product as uncharacterized. Lineage: Eukaryota; Viridiplantae; Streptophyta; Magnoliopsida; Ericales; Balsaminaceae. The record is from RefSeq and is a predicted model, not a curated record. The transcript has a single exon. The coding region runs from base 1 to 360 and encodes 119 amino acids.